Messenger RNA from Sphaeroforma arctica JP610, 2382 nucleotides. RefSeq lists its product as hypothetical. Bases 1 to 2382 code for a protein of 793 amino acids. The record is from RefSeq and is a predicted model, not a curated record. NCBI's taxonomy places the organism in Eukaryota, Ichthyosporea, Ichthyophonida. The transcript has 3 exons.
AUGCUACCGCCAACCACUGCGGUUGAGGCAGGUGAGCAGGGUUACGUGCACAACACUCAUCUCGUGCCCUACACCCUACGCAGCACAACACUCAUCUCGUGCCCUACACCCUACGCAGCACAAACUCAUAUCACGCCCUUACUUCCUUCCGCAUAUAGACCAGAGCUGUCUAUCACCCGUGACACAGCCGACAGUCCUCUGCUGAUGAGCCCGGCUGUUGCUGAGAGUAGUUGCCAUGGCAACCUCCGGGCAGCACAUGGGGUGGGGCAUGGUUCCAGUGACACGUGGGUGACGUGUGUGAACCAUUUGCUGUCGCGCAUACCAUUGCCACCUGUGCCCACCUUUUCGCAGUUUGCAGAAAGUGCCGUAGCUCUCGAAUGCGGCAGUGAGGACAAAAACGGCUCAGAAACCACCCAUGAAGGCCACGGAAAGGGCUUGCAUAGUAGAGAGAAGAGACCGAUCGUCGGCCAUAAGUCCAAAGAGCACCAUGUCUAUCGUACGGCAGCAGCGCUGUCUGAUGAGGCACAAAUCAUUGCGCUAACAACGCGAUCUGACGCUUGCGACGAUGUUCGGUACCAAAGCCCUGGGCCACACGCUACAGACGACACAGAAAAGGAGGGCGAAGAGCACAACAAGACAACGCACAGGGAAGUGGGUGGUCGUACGGUGGGUGAGGCCCAAGACACGGACAGGCCAGCACACGCAGGCAAGGAUGGCGAAUGCACAGACACUGCCAGUGCACAAAUAGCACGCGGCACCACGCACAACGCAACCCACGGCAGCAAACACAGCACCAACAUCUACGGCAGCAAACACAGUACCCACAAGGGAGGAGAGGGGAGUGCCGACGCAGCACAGGCCACGGGAGAGAGCGUGUACGUGUUCAAGGGGACACAGAUAUCAGAUUGCGUACAGAUUGGUGCUGAUACCAUUGAGGUCACUCGCAGCCUCAGAGACAGCGAGGCGACCUUAUCAGCGGCGCAGCGGCUGGAUGCUGCACUGAUAGUGGAAGCCAAGCAUGGCAAAGGAAGCACAAAAGAAAGUACACAAGGGAGUGUACACGGAAGCAUACAGUAUUACACCACAGCACACACUCGGUAUACGUCCCAUGCACGCGACAUGCACCUGGUGCCUGACUGUCGUGCUAGCAGGAGUGAGGGAGACACAGCGCACGUCUGCGCAGACAGCGAACUCGAUUUCACACGUGCACACAUGGGUGAAGCGUCGCAGGACAUACAGCGCAGCAGAGCAAGCACUUCGCCAACCAGGGCGUGUGGGCCACAGGCAACUGAGUCUGUGCAGCUCCGCGAGACCCAGCGAUUCAGAUAUUACCGCGAGAAGGAGCGGCUGAUGUACCAGAACACCCUGGAGCGCAACAACGACGCAACCCCGAAGUUUGGGCAACCGGCCUUCCCACUAGCGAUGAAUAUAUAUUGUACACGCACGCAGUCGCUACCACUUGGGCGGACGUGUGCGGGUGCUGAUGUGCAGCCACUGAACACACGCUCUCCCCACGCACACAGAGGCAAGGGUGCGGAGAGACAGACUCAGAUGCAGAGGCCCAAAAAUGUCAAUGGACAGGGCAGGGGGAGAUCUGUUUUGAGUAGCAGGGCCAAUAAGUUUAAGUGUAAGAACGACAAGCAGUGUGUGCCUGUUGACCGUCGGAGGCGCAUCAAAACGGACAGACAAAAGACCACCAAUAAGUACACCCCAACACACACACAUGCCACUGCCGAGCGGUGUACAGAAGCACCCCACAGUGCAACCGACCAGGAGCACACAGUGCACAAGCACACCACACCACACCCGAACACCGUACCACACAGCCACUCGGCAGCACACAAGAGUGUGACGAGACACGGGCAACCUGGUGCUAGUGCAAGCAGACACCCCACGAGAGACACACACAGCACACGGCGUAUGCACUCUACAGCAGAUGAAGGCGCUGGUACACAAGAUACUGCCUGCAGCGCAGCCACUGCAAAGACAGCCACCACACCUCCGUACAAACCCUCACGGCCCACCGUCCGAUUUGCGCCGACCCCAGAUAAGGCGUAUAAGAAAUCGCGCAUUCCCGCGUUCUCUACACCCGAGAAAGUGCGCAACUACCGCUCCACGCCAUCGAAGCAAAAGGAGAACAAGCCCCCGCCAAUCAAAACACCCGGAGUGUCCUCCAAAGACAAGGCCAUUGCACCCGGAAACACGCCCAAAAAGUGUGCCACGUUCGAAGGGACGUGUUUGCAACUGGCGCUAUCGCCAGCCGACAAGCCAUUGCCUUCAGCACACAUAAAGAGACACUCACAGACACAAACGAAGAGACCCUCACAGACUACCGCCAACGGUCGCCGACGCACUCCUCUGGCCGACACUGACAGUAAGUGA